Messenger RNA from Myripristis murdjan (pinecone soldierfish), 3260 nucleotides. RefSeq names its product transmembrane protein 65-like. The record is from RefSeq and is a predicted model, not a curated record. The transcript has 8 exons. Lineage: Eukaryota; Metazoa; Chordata; Actinopteri; Holocentriformes; Holocentridae. Gene Ontology annotation, cellular component: mitochondrion. Gene Ontology annotation, biological process: cardiac ventricle development; regulation of cardiac conduction. Bases 238 to 1002 code for a protein of 254 amino acids.
ACAGAGGUUACACCAGCCGGGGGACGGCCGCAAAAAUGUGAUUUCGUACAAUAGCGCAGCCAGUCAGUUAUUCCUGCUUUAUUCUGGGUAGAUAAAACAGCGCAGGGCAGAUAAAUAGGAAACGUACGCGGUGGGGCAGCGGCUGUAUUCUAACGGCUACUGGAGGUUGUUGGACGGGACAGCGCAGCAUCGACUGAGGUUCCCGGCGCAUUGCUCUAGCCUACCCCCAUCCCAGAGAUGCUGCCCUGCCUGCACAGAAUCCUGCGGCCCGCUCUCUCCCUCAGAGCCGGGACUGGGAUGGCCAGAGCCGGACUCAGCAACCACCACGCACCCCUCGUAGCGUCCCGCUUCUCCGCAGAGCCUCCCCUCUCCAUGUUGGUGCAGCGGUGUAACCUGGGCACACACCCGCUGAAGGAGCCCAUGGAGCCCCUCAACUCGCCCCGGGGAGCCAAGGAGUUUAUUUAUAGCCUUCACCCCUCGGAGCGCACCUGCCUGCUGCGAGAGCUGCACAGGUUCGAGUCCAUAGCCAUAGCUCAAGGGCAGCUGGAAAUGGCACCGCCAACUGCAGCACAGUUAAGAUAUGUUCUGCUGCACAACGCAAUCCCUUUCAUUGGAUUUGGAUUCCUGGACAAUGCCAUCAUGAUUGUUGCUGGCACACAGAUUGAGUUAUCCAUAGGCGUGAUCCUCGGCAUUUCAACUAUGGCAGCUGCUGCUUUGGGCAACCUGGUAUCUGAUCUGGCAGGACUAGGGCUAGCAGGUUAUGUGGAGGCCUUGGCGUGUCGGCUGGGGAUGCAGAUUCCAGACCUGAGCCCAAAACAGGCUGAUAUGUGGCAGACCAGAGUCAGUUCUCACACGGGUAAAGCUAUUGGCGUGGGCAUCGGCUGCAUCCUUGGCAUGUUUCCCCUUCUGUUCUUCAAGGACGACGAUGAGAAGAAAGACGGGCAGACGGAGGAAAAAGAGAAGACGCAAACACCUGCGACAACAGAGAGCAGCAAAAACUGAGGCGCCACCACCUCACCAGAGACAAAUACUGUUUGAAAUCCAUUAGAAUACUUUCACCUGGGAUCGAUUGGCCUUGCCUGGUGGGAUGGACUUUAUAGAGAUCUUGCUGAAGUGUAUAAUUUUUUUUUUCCCAUCUGGCACUUCAGCUGAAACGAUCAAAAAGGGUAUUCUGAUGAGGAUUUCAGAUGUUAUUUCAUUGUAGACUCUGAACUUUGAGAUCUGGGACCUGGCUGCCUCGUGAAGGGUGAAGAGACAAGCAAUCAUAGGACUGCUGCUGCUACUCCACAGGCCAAAUGUUGCACCGUAACCUCCCCCUUGUUUUUGACUGACUCCAAAAGGCUGAAACUCAUCUGUCUGAAUCACACUGCAGUGCUCCUUUCCUCCUCCUCUUGAAUGGGACACACACAUGAGACUCCACUCUACAGAUAGUCUAAGGUGGCAAGUUACUAUUAACAAUGACUGUGUGAGGAUCAGCGGUGAAAUAUUAUAUCAAACUUUACGUGCAAAGUCAAACCCUAGAGAGUCCCUGAUGCAAGGAAAAGACACUACAGCCAUUCAGAGGACAAGAAAACAGUUGCAAAGUAUCUUGAGGUAUCAUUCAUCACUGAUGGAGGAUCACAGCACAGAAGAUUUAAGUUGAAUUCAGCAACGUUGACCAUGUGUUUCCUGUUUUUCUCCAUAUUGUGUCCUCAGUUCAUUAGUGUGGUUGAGACUGACUGUCGCAUAUUGCGAUGCACCGUCUUAUGUCACCUAAGUUACCUAGUCUUUGGUGCAGAAAUAGUAUAUCUACCUUUGCCACAACAUCAAAGUCUUAAAAAGUACAGGACAACCAGUGAACUGUUAUUUAUGGGACGGCAAGUAGACAAUUCUUUAAAAUCUGUUAGCUGCUUUUGUUUUUUAUUGUUUUUUUCAUUAAUGGUUAGGCUUUGUGCAUUAUGCUAUUUGGCUAAACUGUUUAAUAUAAGGCAACAUGCAGAAAAAUGCACAUGGAUCACAUUUCUCCAUCACAAGAAAUCAAACAAUUCUAAACCACUCAAGGGGCAAUUAGUUCUCUGAUGGAAGGCAAUAUGUUGGCGCAAAAUUAAUGACCCAAUCAGCUACUUUCCUUAGAAUAACUUAGAGGGAGAGAGAGAGGAAAAACAGGCAGCGAGGGGAGAGAUUUGCCAGAGUGUGAGCAAGCAGCUGUGACGGUGAGAUAAGAAAAUAUCAAGACUCACCAACUCUCUGAGACUACUCACCCAGCAGUAAUUGCUGCAGCGGCGCUGACCUACUGGCUUCAUUUCCACAUUUGAAACCUCCUCCAGCUCUGCAUCACAUAAAUGAACUGCAGCCAGUACACAAUGCAGCCCUGACACGGCAGCUCUUAAUGGUGACACAGCAGCAGGGCCAUGAACCCAGCUUUCCAAAGUGGGGCCAAACAAGGUUAGACUGGACAUAUUCGCUAGUUAUGUCACUCAGUUUGUGUCAAAACGACUGUCCUGGUCAUUGUUAACUCUUUUCCAUACUGUGGAAAGGUGGAUGCUGCUGUUUCACCGCUACAGCACAGUAACAUUUAAGUUGAAUUCAUUUGAAUUGGAUUGUCUCUGCUAUACUGCCCCCCACUGGUUGAAUCAGACGAGGUUUUCCCUUUCUUUCAGUAUAAGCACAAUUUGGUAGAGAUGCUGCCACUUCUGCUUAUAAAUCAUCAUUUAUUUCUGUUUGAUAUUGAAAACCGUCUGUGUCUAGUUGCUGUGCAUCUUCUGCCAUAAUUAAUCUCUUAACUUGUUUAAUCUGUUUUUAAUUGUUCUUACUUUGAUGCGCAAAGCAAGGCAAAAUCAGUCGGUGUGAUCAAUUCAAAGCAGCUGACAGCUAUAAAGCAGCAUGGCACAUAUGAGAUGAGAGUUAGGCUGAUGACACUACCAUCCAUCCAAGUCUUAAUUGCACUGGUUAUUGUUUGCAUGAAUUACAUUUUGAAGGGUUCUGCUUUUCAGCGAGUCAGCCCAGGCUGCGUACAGUGUUAAGUUGUGAAGCUGGAUGGAAAGCAAGCAAAUAUGUAUCACUGAAUGGAAUUUUCUGUUUAUUUUUAACGUUCAUUCUUAUAUUUACAUAUGUUCUUAUUCAUUUUGUCUCAAAGAAAGAUGCUACAGUAAGAAUAGACCUGGUAAUUGUCAGCACAAAAACACUUUUUCCUUUGUGUUUUCAACAGUGAUCAUAAACAGGAAGGACUUUGCAACCAAUACCUCUAAGGUACAGUGUAUAACUAUAGUCACUACAAAAAA